Durio zibethinus is the source of this 857-nucleotide messenger RNA. Its product is annotated as large ribosomal subunit protein bL12c-like. Gene Ontology annotation, biological process: translation. The record is from RefSeq and is a predicted model, not a curated record. Gene Ontology annotation, cellular component: ribosome; chloroplast. Gene Ontology annotation, molecular function: structural constituent of ribosome; mRNA binding. NCBI's taxonomy places the organism in Eukaryota, Viridiplantae, Streptophyta, Magnoliopsida, Malvales, Malvaceae.
AUUCUCGGAACGCCCCGCUUUACCCCCUUUUCUAUUUUUAUAUUCUUCUCUUUUACAAGGUCAUUUUCGUCAAAUUACAUCCUCCAACCAAUAACAGUUUGGUCUGUAUCCUUCGAUUUGCCCUUUUCUUUCCUCCCUUAUCCUAAUCCUCUCUUCACUCUUUCACUCCAAACAAAGGAAGAAAAGAAAGCAAAGGAAGAAGAAAAAUGGCUUGUUCAAGUCUCUCAACACUUUCUCUCCGUUUCCUUUCUUAUCCUCCACCCACAUCCUCUUAUCCUACGCAGCCUCUCCUUUUCAAAACCCCUUCUCUCCAAUUCCCUCUCCGUUCCACCGCUCCCUCGAACCUCACCCACCGUACCAACUUACUCCGUCCUCUCAAUGCCACUGCAACACCUGAAAAGAUCGAAAAACUCGGCGCUGAAAUCUCCUCCCUAACUCUCGAAGAAGCCCGAAACCUAGUCGACUAUCUCCAAGAGAAACUCGGAGUCUCUGCCGCUGCAUUUGCCCCCGCCCCCGCCGCUGUCGCUGUUGCCGCUCCCGGUGGUGCCGAUGCUGGAGCUGCCGUUGUCGAGGAGAAGACGGAGUUCGAUGUGGUGAUCGAGGAGGUUCCUAGCAAUGCAAGGAUUGGGGUGAUUAAAACCGUUAGGGCUCUGACGAACUUGGGUUUGAAAGAAGCAAAAGAUUUGAUUGAAGGGUUGCCGAAGAAGUUCAAAGAAAAAGCUUCAAAAGAGGAGGCUGAUAAAGCGAAGAAACAACUUGAAGAGGCUGGAGCUAAAGUUUCUAUUGCUUAGAAUUACCUUUUCAAGGUUUUUUUUUUUUUUUUAGAUUUUGUUUAAGUACUUUUUUGUAAGAUUAAU